This is a messenger RNA of Puccinia triticina, 975 nucleotides long. RefSeq lists its product as uncharacterized. The coding region runs from base 1 to 975 and encodes 324 amino acids. NCBI's taxonomy places the organism in Eukaryota, Fungi, Basidiomycota, Pucciniomycetes, Pucciniales, Pucciniaceae. The transcript is spliced from 5 exons. The record is from RefSeq and is a predicted model, not a curated record.
AUGGCUCAAGUCGAGCAGUAUACCAACGACCAGCGAGUCCACCACCAUCCCAACACUGAUGAGAACCAUCCCGCACUCUCAUCGGUCCCCUCACUCCCUGGUCCGGAGUUAGACCCCAAACACUACGAACACCACGACCAAGAUCUACCUGAGCCGCCGCUCUUCUCCCCCCCAGUUACCAACACCACUUUCGAUGAUACCAGCUUCGAUCGACGCGAGGAUCUCUCCAUCGACUCCAUCCAAUCCCACUCGAGCCUGGCCGAUAUCAAUGACAAGUCUCACGAAGAUCAUUCGGCCUCUUUCAACGAGCCACGGACUCCUGAAUCUAUUGCUCCUAGCUUAGAUUACGUGCCCUCCAUCACUAGCGAAUCAGAUGCCUUAUCAGUCGAUCGGGCCAGCCAACCGCCAGAGAUCAUCUCCAAAGCCCAGGCCCACGAUGUAGACGAGGUAAAAGAGGAGACUCCGGAGGAGCAGCAUGUCGACGAUCACGCCCUGCCUUCUACCUCAGAGAAACCUGUCUCGCAACCAAAGUCGCUCGACUCGCCAGCAGAAGCAGUUGAACCACCAAAACCAAUCAGCUCUUCCAUGGACAAAGAAGAACCGAAAAUCGAGGCUGACCAGCCCCCGGUAACCUCAGAACACCAUCCCGACCGCCAAGAAAUCCCGCUCCCGGUUUUAAAAGAAGCCCCGCGAUCCAAGAUCGUCGGCCUCGUCACCAAUACCGCGCCAAUGUCGGUAGACGAAUGGCUGGACAUCAGCAGGACCGAAUUCCAAUUUGCAAUCGGUCUGUUUGCGAUCCCAUGGUCUUCGCUCGUCAUCUUGACCCGAUCGGUCAACUUGUUCUGGACUCUCAUCUUCACCCAGCCGCUCGUCCAUCCGAUCGCCGGGAUCCUGCUCUCGAUCAUCGCGCCCUCGGUUCUCUACACCAGUCUCGUCGCCCUCCUCAUCAGCUCGGCAGCCCACAUUGACUGGUAG